GCUGCCUCCUUCCCUUCUGCAGGAAGACGGAUGUUUCUGAAUCGCCGACCUGAUCCUGUCACGUCCAUUGCCUUUAGGAUAAUGCCCAAAUCCCUUUAAGGUUUAAAGGUGUUUUUAUAUUGGCCCUUGCGCACAUCUUCAGCUUCCCUUGUACCAUUUCCUGCCUCACACUUUAUGCUCAGUAAUCCCAGGUCUUCAGUUUCCUUGUGCAGGUCAAACUCUUUCUCACCUCAGAAUUAUCAAGUUGUUCCCUCUGUUUGGAAUCCUUUUUCCCAACUUCUACAUGACUCAGCACAGGCAUCAUUUUCUCCAAGAAGCCUUUUCUCGGUGCUGAAUAAGGGGCCGCACCUGGAGCAGCUCCUAUUGUUUUUGUCAUUUUUGAGACUAUCUCCACUAUGUAAAUGUUCUUUGAGGGUUGAGAACACGUCAGUUUCAUUCGUGCUCUCCCAGUGCACAGUACAGGGUCUGACACAUAGUAGGUCCUAAGAGUGAUUGUGAGAUCUCUGAAUCAAUGCUUAGUCAGGUUUCUCUAGAGCAGAACUGUCCAGAAAUUUUUGUGAUGAGAAUGUUCGGUAUUUUUGCUGGCCAAUGGCAGCCAAUAACUGAGGAACUGAAUUUUUAAUUUAAAUGAAUUUAAAUGUAAAUAGCCACAUAUGGCUACUGUAUUUGACAGCACAGCUUUAGAGCCUUCCUGAAUCCUACCCCGCCUUGUACCCACCCACCCCUUGCCUAGAGUUACUCCCCUGAAUUGGUGUUCCUACGCUCCUCCCCACUCAGCCUCUUGGGUUUAAACCAGAUUUGUCAGUUCAGUAACUUUUUAUUGUGUCCACACUCCCCACUUAAGCUCAUUAACAGGUGGUUCUCAUCCCUUCUAUCUCCCAUGUUGCAGUGCUAUACUUCCAAUGUUCAUAUUUCAUCCUGUGGUCUUAAGUAUUGCCUAUUUUCUCUGAAUUGAGAGUUUACCAGCCACACCUUACCAAGGUAGCACCUUUGGGGAAGGGACUUGUAUGGCUGCUCCAGUCUGAGUCUCUUGCAUGUAUCUAGGCUGCCAAGAUGCCAGGGCCAAGACCUCGGAAGGGCCCUCAGGCCAGUGGUCAGGGUGUGGCAGCUGCCAAGCAGCUGGGGCUCUUUGUGGAGUUCAGCCCUGAGGACAUGCUGCUGGGGAUGGAGGAGACUGAAGAUGAUGAAGACCUGGAGGCUGAGCUGCUGGCCCUCACUGGGGAAGCAGGGACCACAGGCAGGAAACCAGCACCCAAGGGACAGGCCGCCUUACCCAUGGCCCACAUCGAGAAGUUGGCUGCGGACUGUAUGCGGGAUGAGGAGGAGGAGGAGGAGGAGGAGGAAGAAGGGCUGGAGGAGGAUACAGACCUGCUGACUGAGCUGCAAGAGGUCCUGGGUGCAGAUGAGGAAGCUGGAUCCCUGGAUGGCGAUGAGACAGCCAUCCCGGGUAGCUCUGAGGAGAAGGGACAGAAGAACAUUGAACCUCCAGUGCAGACAGCUCUUCUGACAACCUCAGCUCCAGCAGUUCAGGCUGGAGGGCCUCAGGGGCUACAGGCUCUGCUGGAAGAUCGGAUCCACAAUUACCGGGAGGCUGUGGCCAGCGCCAAGGAGGCAGGUGAAGCAGCCAAAACCAGGCGCUGUGAGCGUGGUCUAAAGACCCUAGAGUCCCAGCUGGCUGCUGUGAGGAAAGGCAGGAAGAUCAAUGAGGAUGAGAUCCCACCUCCAGUGGCCUUGGGCAAGAAGUCCCUGGCCCCCCAGGAAACAACCAACAGAAGCCCUAAAGCAGAUCCCCCUGCUCCCGCCACCAUGUUGCCAGAUAACCCUUCCCAGCCUGAGACAAGCCUCUUGGGCAGCCCUGGCAUUUCUGCCCUGCCUGAUUCAGACCCAGACCCAGACCCACGGGCCUUGUUGUUGGCCCGACAGAGAGAGUACAAAGUGGCUGCCCUGAAUGCCAAGCGGGCUGGAGAUCUCGACCGUGCCCGAGAUCUCAUGAGGAUUGGGAAGAGAUUUGGUGCCGUCCUGGACGCCUUGGAGAAGGGGCAGCCUGUGGACCUGAGUGCCAUGCCCCCGGCACCUGAGGACCUGAAGCCCCUCCCACAGGCUUCUAAGGCCCUCACAGCACCCGCAGUUGUACCCCCAGGAGUGGAGCAAGUGUACCCAGUGAUGGCCCCUGACACCCCGGCAACUCCAGUGGUCCAUACUGAGCCUCAGACGGUGUUGGACGCCCUGCAGCAGAGGCUGAAUAAGUACCGAGAGGCAGGCAUCCAGGCCCGGGGCAGUGGGGAUGAGCGAAAGGCCAGGAUGCAUGAGCGCAUUGCCAAGCAAUAUCAAGAUGCCAUUCGAGCACACCGAGCAGGACACAGAGUUGAUUUUGCUGAGUUGCCUGUUCCUCCAGGAUUCCCCCCCAUCCCUGGUCUGGAGCCCACCACAGGCACUGAGGAGGAUGCAGUGGCAGCUACUUUAGCAGCUGCCCAGAAACUGGUCUCUGAGGAAGCAGCCCCAGCAGAGGAAGAUGAGGAUGAGGAUGAGUCUCCAGCCCAGGCCCCAGUAUCUAAGAAGCCUCUGGUAUCUUCCUCCCGGCCCCUGCCUGAGCCCAAGGCCUCGAGUUCUAAGGAGUCAUUGAGUCCCUCUGUGCGGGAGCAGCUGGCACUGCUAGAGGCACGCAAACUGCAGUACCAACGGGCAGCGCUGCAGGCCAAGCGUGGCCAGGACCUGGAACAGGCCAAAGCUCAUCUGCGGCUGGCCAAAUGCCUCGAGGCUCAGAUCCUCCAGGUCCGAGCCGGCCAACCUGUGGACUUCUCUAAGGUGCCUUCACCUUUGAUGGAUGAAGAGGGUGACUUCAUCCUCAUUCACCAUGAAGACCUGCGCCUCUCCCAGAAGGCAGAGGAGGUGUACUCCCAGCUACAGAAAAUGCUUCUGGAGCAACAUGAGAAGUGUCUGCUGUUCUCCAAGCAGUUCAUGCACCAGGGCAAUGUGGCCGAGACUACUCGGUUUGAGAAGCUUGCUCAGGACCGCAAGAAGCAGCUUGAGAUCCUGCAGCUGGCCCAGGCCCAGGGCCUUGACCCUCCUAGCCACCACUUUAAGUUGAAGACAUUCCAGACUGUGAGGAUCUUCUCAGAACUCAACAGCACAGAAAUGCAUCUGAUCAUUGUCCGGGGAAUGAACCUUCCAGCCCCUCCAGGGGUGACCCCUGAUGACUUGGAUGCUUUUGUGCGGUUUGAGUUCCACUACCCUAACUCGGACCAGGCUCAAAAAAGCAAAACAGCUGUGGUGAAGAACACAAACUCUCCAGAAUUUGAUCAACUCUUCAAACUAAACAUCAACCGAAACCACCGGGGCUUCAGGAGGGUGAUCCAAAGCAAAGGAAUCAAGUUUGAAAUCUUCCACAAAGGAUCCUUCUUCAGAAGUGACAAGCUGGUCGGCACAGCCCACCUGAAACUGGAACGGCUGGAGAAUGAGUGUGAGAUCAGAGAGAUUUUGGAGGUCCUGGAUGGAAGGAAGCCCACUGGGGGCAAGCUGGAGGUGAAGGUGAGGCUGCGGGAGCCUUUGAGUGGCCAGGACAUACAGAUGGUCACCGAGAACUGGCUGGUCCUGGAGCCUAGGGGCCUAUGAGGUGGGCAGCUCUCUGGGCCCUCAGAACCUCUGCCCAGGACCCACAGGGACACUUCUAGUACUCAACUCAUAUCUGGGGAGAAAGCCUAAGAAUGUCUCAGCUGUGAGGAUGAUCAAGAGGCAAAACUGUUGGGCAGGGCUUGGGCUGAGUUUCUUAGGAUCCUCAGGAGAGCCUGGGAGGGAUGUUAAACCUUCCCAGGUCUACUUGUUUUCAGGAAAUCCUUUCUAAACUCUAUUUGUAUAUUUACUGCAGUUUAGACUUACUUCCUACUUUCUACGCUUUGUACCUGUGCUUCAGUCAACGUUGGGAGAGGAGUCAGGCCAGCGGCAUGUGCACAAGCAUACUUUCCCAG
Miniopterus natalensis is the source of this 3965-nucleotide messenger RNA. RefSeq names its product coiled-coil and C2 domain containing 1B (gene CC2D1B). Gene Ontology annotation, molecular function: DNA-binding transcription repressor activity, RNA polymerase II-specific. NCBI's taxonomy places the organism in Eukaryota, Metazoa, Chordata, Mammalia, Chiroptera, Miniopteridae. The record is from RefSeq and is a predicted model, not a curated record.